AUGGAAAAUGGGGUUGAUAUUGUUGAUGGUUCUCUAACGGGGGAGAAGAAAAGUGUGGGAGUUGGGGUUUCUGAGGAGAGAAUAGUGGAGAGGGCUGUGGUGGACUCUGCUGAAUCGAAGGAUUUAGAAGAUGAAGAGGGUUUGGGGGAGUUCCGUGAAUGGUGGGUCUGGGGUGGAAGUGGGGACGUUGAGGUGGUUGGUGAGUUGGAUUUGGGCGUGUUUGAUGGUAAUUCAAAUGCUAGGCAUGAGGAUGAUGAGUUUGAGGAGGCGAGUGAUGUUCUAAGUGUGGAGGCGAGUGAGGUUCCAAGUGAGGUUCUAAGUGCGGAGGCACCUGUGAAUGUUCAAGAUAAGUUAAAUUUGGUGGUGAGUAGGAAGGUUGUUGAUGGAGCUGUGGCGGAUGGGGUUGUUGAGGUAGGGACUGAAAAGGAGGUGGAGACUGAUGAAUUGAAUGGGUCAAGGGAUGAGGUAGUUUGCGAUAGUGGAGAAAAUGGCGGAGAGGGUGCAUCCGAAGUUGGUUCUGGUGGAGAGAAGAAUGUGUUGAAGGGUGAUGGUGAAUUGGAUUUAAGAUCUGGUCUAGUAAUUGAAAACUCUGAAAAUAAGGAUCUUGUUAAUUUGAAUUUGGAGCAAAAUCCCGUAGAUGAAAAAUCGGAAAAUGGAGGCGAUAAGGUGGGGGGAGUUGCCAUUGAAUCCCUUCAAGAAACUGAAUCAAAUAGGGAGAUUCUUAAUGAAGAUGGUAAUGGUGAGGAGCUGAAGGAUGAUACCUUGGGUACUGAAUGUCAAGACAGCGAGAAUGGGGAUUUGAAAGAUGCUACUACUGUUAUUGCUCCAGGUUGUGAGGAUGAUUAUAGUGGCAUCACCAAUUGGAAUGGGAAAGCAAAAGAUGCCGAAGCUGAAGUUGAUUCUGGGUGUCAUGUAGAAACUUGUAAACCAAAAGAAACUUCAGCUGAUCAGCACACUCUCUUGGAAGGAAGUUCAGCAGUGUCUGAAAUUGGAAGAUCUUCUUCUGUUGAGUUGUCUGAAGCAGAGAAUUCUAAAAGAAGGGAUUUGACUGCUGAGGAUAGUGAGGGUUCUCAACUUCUGCAUGCUGAUGAAAAUGAUCAUGAAGUUUCCCACAAGCAUACUGUGGUUGAGGUGACUCCAGUGAAGGAAGAAAAUGCUGGGCAAGAUAAGCAAAGAGCUCAAGUUAAUGGAGAACCGGAGAUACAGCCAGUACCAGAGCUUGCCUCUUCAUCUGGAAGGUAUACAAAUCCAGCUCCUGCACGUCCUGCUGGCCUCGGGCGUGCUGCCCCACUACUGGAACCUGCACCCCGCGUGGUUCAGCAGCCUCGUGUGAAUGGAUCUGUUUCUCAUACGCAAACGCAACGAAUUGAGGACCCCAUUAAUGGGGAGGCUGAGGAGUAUGAUGAGACUCGUGAAAAGCUGCAGAUGAUAAGGGUGAAAUUUUUACGGCUUGCGCAUAGGCUUGGACAGACACCCCAUAAUGUUGUUGUGGCACAGGUUUUGUAUAGACUGGGGUUAGCUGAGCAGCUGCGAGGGAGAAAUGGGGGUCGUGUGGGUGCCUUUAGCUUUGACCGUGCAAGUGCAAUGGCAGAGCAGCUUGAGGCAGCAGGGCAGGAACCACUGGACUUCUCAUGCACAAUUAUGGUUCUUGGGAAGACUGGAGUUGGUAAAAGUGCAACCAUCAAUUCGAUAUUUGACGAAGUUAAGUUUGGCACUGAUGCUUUUCAACUGGGUACAAAGACGGUGCAGGAUGUUGUGGGAACGGUGCAGGUAAAGGUACGGGUCAUUGACACUCCGGGACUUCUCCCUUCCUUGUCGGACCAGCGCCAAAAUGAAAAGAUCCUCCAGUCUGUCAAGCGAUUUAUUCAGAAAACUCCUCCAGAUAUUGUAUUGUAUCUUGAUCGGUUGGACAUGCAGAGCAGGGAUCUUAGUGAUAUGCCACUCUUGCAUACCAUCACUGACAUAUUUGGACCAUCUAUAUGGUUCAAUGCAAUUGUGGUUUUGACUCAUGCAGCUUCUGCUCCACCUGAUGGCCCUAAUGGUACUGCUUCUAGUUAUGACAUGUUUGUGACCCAACGUUCUCACGUUGUCCAGCAAGCCAUUAGACAGGCAGCUGGAGAUAUGCGGCUUAUGAAUCCUGUUUCAUUAGUGGAGAACCAUUCCGCAUGCAGGACAAAUCGGGCUGGGCAGAGAGUACUGCCAAAUGGUCAGGUUUGGAAACCUCAUUUGUUACUUCUCUCGUUUGCAUCAAAGAUUCUGGCUGAAGCAAACACACUCUUAAAGUUGCAAGAUAAUACCCCUGGAAAGCCUUUUCCAAAUCGAACAAGAGCACCUCCUCUACCUUUCCUUCUCUCAUCCCUUCUUCAAUCAAGGCCACAGUUGAAGCUACCUGAGGAGCAGUUUGGUGGCGAGGAUGAUAUAGAUGAUGAUCUGGAUGAAUCUUCGGAUUCUGAUGAGGAAUCUGAAUUUGAUCAAUUGCCACCAUUUAAACGAUUGACAAAGUCCCAAGAGGCAAGGCUCUCUAAAGCUCAGAAGAAGGCAUAUUUUGAUGAGUUGGAAUAUAGAGAGAAGCUUUUUAUGAAGAAACAGUUGAAGGAAGAGAAAAAGAGACAGAAGAUGAUGAAGAAGAUGGCUUCUUCGGCAAAGGACCUGCCUAGUGACGUAAUAAGCGAGAAUGUAGAAGAAGAAAGUGGUAGUGCAGCAUCUGUGCCAAUUCCCUUGCCAGAUUAUGCCUUACCUGCUUCUUUUGAUUCUGAUAAUCCUAGUCAUCGGUAUCGCCAUCUUGAUUCAUCCAACCAGUGGCUUGUAAGGCCUGUUUUAGACACCCAUGGUUGGGAUCACGAUGUUGGCUAUGAGGGCAUUAACGUAGAAAGAUUGUUUGUGGUUAAAGACAAAGUACCUUUGUCUUUUUCUGGACAGGUUUCAAAGGAUAAGAAGGACGCCAAUGUCCAACUUGAAGUAGCCAGUUCGAUAAAGCAUGGGGAAGGGAAAGCAACUUCAUUAGGUUUUGAUAUGCAGACCGUUGGAAAGGAUUUAGCUUAUACUUUACGUAGUGAGACAAGGUUUUGCAAUUUUAGGAAGAACAAGGCAACUGCUGGUCUCUCACUUACUCUAUUGGGUGAUGCCUUAUCAGCUGGAUUGAAAGUUGAAGACAAACUGAUUGCUAAUAAACGAUUCCGGUUGGGCAUUACUGGUGGUGCGAUGGCAGCUCGUGGUGAUGUUGCUUAUGGUGGUAGUUUGGAGGCCCAGUUGAGAGAUAAGGAUCAUCCUCUUGGUCGUUCUUUAUCUACUCUUGGGCUUUCUGUCAUGGAUUGGCAUGGUGACCUUGCUAUUGGUUGUAAUGUACAGUCCCAGAUCCCUAUAGGACGGACUUCAAACUUGAUUGCUCGUGUCAAUCUGAACAACAGGGCAGGACAAGCCAGCAUUCGUUUGAAUAGCUCGGAACAGAUUCAACUAGCUUUGGUCGGCCUCAUACCUCUUCUCAGAAAACUAUAUGGUCAGCUUCAACAAUUGCAGUCUAGUUAAUGAUGAAUUAGGUUAUACUGAAAGCAGCUUCAUCUUCGUAGGAGAUAAAUUUUAAUUGGCCAUCUCUUAAUGGUCGUCAUCAGAAGUGAGUGAUACGAAGCUGCUUAUUUCAUCGUUUCUAAACCCAAAAGAAAGUACUUUUCUUGAUUAUAGUGAUUUUAGCUGCUUUGUUAGAUAUCCGCAUUUGGUGAAUUUUGUCCUCUUUAAGCUACCGGACCAAGUAUUGCGGCUUGUUCAAUUAAUGCUUUUGUUUAAAUCA
Molecule: messenger RNA, 3784 nt
Organism: Juglans microcarpa x Juglans regia
Lineage: Eukaryota; Viridiplantae; Streptophyta; Magnoliopsida; Fagales; Juglandaceae
Product: translocase of chloroplast 120, chloroplastic-like
Biological process (GO): protein targeting to chloroplast
Cellular component (GO): chloroplast outer membrane
Molecular function (GO): GTPase activity; GTP binding
Source: RefSeq, a predicted model, not a curated record